Cryptomeria japonica (Japanese cedar) is the source of this 579-nucleotide messenger RNA. RefSeq lists its product as uncharacterized. The transcript has a single exon. Bases 1 to 579 code for a protein of 192 amino acids. Gene Ontology annotation, biological process: base-excision repair. Gene Ontology annotation, molecular function: double-stranded DNA 3'-5' DNA exonuclease activity; DNA-(apurinic or apyrimidinic site) endonuclease activity; phosphoric diester hydrolase activity. NCBI's taxonomy places the organism in Eukaryota, Viridiplantae, Streptophyta, Pinopsida, Cupressales, Cupressaceae. The record is from RefSeq and is a predicted model, not a curated record. Gene Ontology annotation, cellular component: nucleus.
AUGAAAAUAACAACAUGGAAUGUCAGGGGUCUAUCAGCCCCUGACAAAAAAUGCUUGGUCAAGAGGGCUUUUCAAACAAUUUCAGGAGACAUCAUCAUGUUGGAAGAGACCAAGCUCAAUGAAGAAAAAGCUUUCUUUUUCAAAUCUUUAAGUAGGAUGUGGGAUAGUGUCUUUCAAGAGGCAAAAGGCUCCAUGGCUGGACUGGCGACUCUAUGGAAUCUAGAUAAAGUGGCAGUAGAAUUGAUUACUAAGCAAGAUAAUUGGAUGCACUGUAAAGCAAGAACAUUGCAGGAAGAUUUGGAAUUCUCCCUAAUCAAUGUUUAUGGACCGACAAAGACAGAGGAAAAGAAAAGGGUUUGGAAAGAAAUUACAGAUCAGAUCAGAAUGUUCGAUUCGGAGAAAACAAUUGUAGCAGGAGAUUUUAAUGCAAUCCUCAACAAUGAUGAAAAAUGUGGAGGUUUAAGAAUGAAUACCCGAGUGAUGGAAGAUUUCAGAGAUUUUGUAGAAAAUAAUAACCUUUUUGAUGUUGUUCCUAAAACUGGAAAUUUCACUUGGACCAAUAGGAGGGCAAACUUUUGA